AUGGCAGUUUCGGCUCCCACCCCCAAGCUGGAUCGCUACAUUGUCAUCCACGUCGCAACCACCUGUGACGAGCAUGGCGUCUACGUCACCAAGGAUUCCGCCGAGGUGAUUGAGUUGGGGUGGAUCUUGUUGGAUACCAAAACCUGCGAGGAGCUGCAUCGUGAAAGUGUCCUGGUCAAACCCGUCAACACUCCCAUCACGCCUCUCUGCACCAGCCUGACCACUCUGACAUGGGAGCACGUCCGCUCGGCAGGUACCUUCCGCGAUGCCAUCAAUCGCUUCGACGCCUUCGCCCAGGAACACCUCAUCAGCAAGAACCUGGAGUUUGCCUUUGUCACAUUGGAUUCGUGGGAUCUCCGCGUCCAGCUGCCCCGUGAAGCCCGAGACAAGGCGGUCGUCUUGCCGCCUUAUCUCCAACACUCCCGCACCUUCGACCUGCGCACCGAGUACCAGCGGUGGCAGACUCAUCACCCGGAGUCCCUCCCCUUCGGUCCCAGCUCUCUCUCCAACAUCUGCGCCGCCCUCGAAGUCGAACCCGUCCAGACCUCCGCCCCCAUCAAGCAUAACCUCCCCUUCCAUCUCCAGGCUCUGGCCCCUGCUUCGCCCCGACGGGCUAUGGAGGAAGCCGUCACGCUCGCCCGUGUGCUGCGUGGUUUGAUUCGCAAGUCCCAGCCCCCUCACGAACAUCCCGAGAUCUUGACUCGUCCCAUGGAUGCCCGUGCGGACGUGCGGGCCUUCCUCGCCGAGCGCAGCAAGGUCCUCCACCUCAGCGGCUUGCCCCAUGAUACUACCCAGUCGGAGCUGGAGAGCUGGUUCACUCAGUUCGGUGGCCGUCCCAUCGCCUUCUGGACCCUUCGCACACCGGAUCAGCACAAGCCCACUGGCACUGGCUUUGCCGUCUUCUCCUCCCACGAAGAAGCGGCUGAAAGCCUCUGUAUGAAUGGUCGCGCCCUGAACGAAAAGGCCAUCGAGGUCUCCCCCUCGUCCAGCCGUGUUCUGGACCGUGCGGCCGAGAUCCUGACGCCCUUCCCGCCCUCGAAGAACCGCCCGAGACCCGGUGACUGGACGUGCCCCUCCUGCGGAUUUUCCAACUUCCAGCGUCGUACGGCCUGUUUCCGCUGUUCUUUCCCGGCUAUGGCUGCGGCUCCCGACCCGCUGGGAUACGGUGCGGCUUAUGGCUACGGACCCCCAUCGAUGAUGCCUCCCCACAUGGGACACGGUCACGGCAUGGGCCACUCCCGUAUGGGCGGCAACGGUGGUGUCGUUCCUUUCCGCGCGGGUGAUUGGAAGUGCGGCUCGGAGGGUUGCGGCUACCAUAACUUCGCGAAGAACAUCAACUGUCUCCGUUGCGGUGCCCCUCGUUCCGGCGCUGCGGUCGUUGCCGACUCGGCUUUCCCGUCUCCCAUGGAUCCCCCCUCUGGUUUCGGCAUGGGCCCGAACUCGAUGACCAGCACUCCAGCUCCGGGCCCCUUCACGUCGAGCGCCGGUGGCUUCGGCGGAUUCAACCAGCAGUUCGGUGCGCCGCCUAGCAACUAUGGCUUGCCUUCCGGCCUGGGUAACGCCCCGGGAGGAUACCCCCCGAUGGGACAGAUGGGUGGUUACGGCUCUACCACGUCAUCCCACUCGGCCGCCUCGUUCGCCAACCCCGCCACGCAAGCUGCCUUUACCGGUGCCGAUGCUUCGUCCACCAGCGCUUCGAACGGCAACUUCUACGGCAACGAUGGCUCGAGCGACCCGUUCGCCUUCCUCUCCACGGGACUGGGAGGAUUGUCGAUGGGCGACGAUGCCCACUCGCGUCGCAACGGCGCCGGGGCCAGCAAGUCUCCGGCGUAA
This is a messenger RNA of Aspergillus terreus NIH2624, 1833 nucleotides long. RefSeq names its product putative RNA binding protein (Arp). The transcript is spliced from 4 exons. NCBI's taxonomy places the organism in Eukaryota, Fungi, Ascomycota, Eurotiomycetes, Eurotiales, Aspergillaceae. Bases 1 to 1833 code for a protein of 610 amino acids. Gene Ontology annotation, molecular function: 3'-5'-RNA exonuclease activity; RNA binding. The record is from RefSeq and is a predicted model, not a curated record.